Molecule: messenger RNA, 1992 nt
Organism: Struthio camelus australis
Lineage: Eukaryota; Metazoa; Chordata; Aves; Struthioniformes; Struthionidae
Source: RefSeq, a predicted model, not a curated record
UUUUAUAGUAUUUAUCCUGAUGUUCAGUUUUGUUACCCUUCCCAGCAUCAUUUCUAAAUAUGAAAUUUUCAACAGUAGCUUUGAUAGAAUCCCCACAAGAAGCAUAGAGCCUCACUGCACGGUUUAUGCACCUAGUGGUAAUAAGGGUCUUGUUUACUUCUAUGCUUACUUCAACGAUUUGCUCACUGGCGCUGGAUUCCUGGAAAUGACAAGUUUGUUUUAUGGCUAUUACGCAAUAGAUUCUGCAUGGAUCGGUACCUUUAGGUACAACUUACCACUAGCAUACCUGCUGACUACGUUUGCUUACCUUGCAUUAAGUUUCCUCUGGAUAAUAAAAAGGUGUGUGGAAGGAUUUAAGCAGAACUUGGUGCAUGAUGAAGAUCAAUUUCAGAGUUACUGUAACAAAGUCUUUGCAGGCUGGGACUUCUGCAUUACAGAUCUAAAUGCAGCACGGCUAAAACAUCGCAGCUUGCAAUAUGAGCUCAAAACAGAUUUGGAAGAAGAAAGACUGAAGCAAAAAGUAGCUGACAGGACAGUGAAAGACAAGCUACGCAUCUACUCUCUGAGAAUAUUUAUAAAUAUAGUUGUCCUCGCAGUUUUAUCAGGAUGUUUUUACUCUAUUUAUAGAGCAACUGUCUUCUCUCAGGAAAAUAUCUCUAAUAAUGGCAGCAAUAUGAAAUUUGAGGCUAAUCUCUUGGUACAGUAUUUGCCUUCCAUAGUGAUCACGUUGGCCAACUGCAUUGCUCCUCAGAUCUUUUCAGUUCUAAUCAGACUUGAAGAUUAUUCACCAGCCUUUGAAAUCAGGCUGACGCUGCUGAGGUGUGUCUUUAUGCGGUUGGCCAAUAUCGGUGUUCUCUUAGUCUCGCUAUGGAGUCAGAUCUCCUACUGUGCCACUGACAAGUGUAAUGCUUGUGGAUACAAUUACGAACUCUAUCCUUGCUGGGAAUCUCAAGUUGGUCAAGAAAUGUAUAAAUUGUUGAUAUUUGAUUUUAUUAUAAUUUUUGCUAUGACUCUAUUUGUGCAUUUUCCUAGAAAGUUGUUAGUUACUUGCUGCUCUUGUAAGCUGGUUCAGUGGUGGGGUUUGCAGGAAUUUGGAAUUUCUGACAACGUCCUGGAAAUCGUUUAUGGGCAGACCAUCUGCUGGAUUGGAACCUUCUAUUCACCACUUCUUCCAGCAAUAGCAACCAUGAAAUACUUUAUCGUCUUUUAUAUUAAAAAGAUUAGUUUGAUUCACACAUGUAAACCUUCAGCAAGGCCUAUCAGAGCAUCAAGUUCCAAUUUUUUCUUUUUGCUGGUGCUGUUGAUUGGGCUCCUCUUGGCUUUUAUCCCUUUGGGAGUCAGCAUAGCACAUAUCCCCUCCUCUAAGGCAUGUGGGCCAUUCAGGAAUUUUAACACUUCUUGGGCAGUUGUUCCAGAUACCAUACUUGGGUUUCCAGCUGGUUUGCAGAAGUUCCUUUAUGGUAUAGCGUCAGAAGCCUUUGCGGUGCCUUUUUUUAUGGUUAUCUGGUGCGUACUCUGGAGACCUGGUUUAGUCGUGCAGCUGCAUGGUUCAUUUCCUUCCUUACUGAACAGAUACCGCAAGUAUUAGACCGGACUUGCUCUCUGCAGUCAGAGGCAUCACAGCCCAUAUCAAGUUCUUAUGUCUUUGCCCAUUACUCACAUUCCUUAGCUUUAUUCCCUUUCCUCCUAGAUGUCCCAUAUCCCUCACUUGUCUUUCUCAAAAGCAUUAGCUACCAAUCAUUCUGCAGAUCUGGUAUUCACAAAUCCUGUCCACAAGCCUUGGUUUAAAAAACAGUCAUUCUAGAAGGUAAAAUUCAAUGUAGAAUCAUAGAAUGGUUAAGGUUGGAAGGCAUCUCUGGUUAUUACCUAGUGCCUUGCUCAAAGCAGGGUCAGCUAGAGCCGGUUUGCCCGGGUCCAUGCUCAGUCGGGUUUUGAAUAUCUCCAGGGAUGGAAAUUGCCCAGCUUCUCUGGGCAACCUGUUCCAGUGAUUGA